Messenger RNA from Cylindrotheca closterium, 273 nucleotides. NCBI's taxonomy places the organism in Eukaryota, Bacillariophyta, Bacillariophyceae, Bacillariales, Bacillariaceae. The record is from the annotation of a GenBank genome assembly.
AUGGCCAAACUCAAGGGCGUUGUCUUUGUGGACGCCAGGGGCCACGAAGAGAUCGCCGAAGCUUCUCUCGAUAAACCCUUUGUCCACGGAAACUUUAUUCUACGAGGUGAAAUGGAACAUGUACACCAAAUUUUGCCAAGCAAGUCAGCUCCCAUUAUUGUGUUUUGCAAAAUGGGAGGUCGAGCAGCCAAGGUCAAGGCUGGCUUGGAAGCUGAAGGAUACACCAACGUAUUGAAUGCUGGAGGACUGGGAGAUGUUGACUUUUUGGAUUAA